AUGUUCGACUGGGUGGUGCAGCGCGGGGGGGAGUACGCCGCGCAGGGCUUGGUGAACUACAUCGCGCGGUGCCCAGCGCCGCCGCCGUGCCCGGCCUGCCCAGCGCUCACCUGCCAGGCUUGCGGCGCCUGCCAGGCGCCCGCGUGCCCGGGCCUCUCGUGCCCGACCUGCCCGGCCUGCCCGGGCCUCGCGCCGGCGGCUGGGCCGGCGGCGUGCCCGGCCUGCCCGCAGGCCCCGGAGGCAGCCCCGUGCGCCGGCCGCGGCUGGGGGCUGCUCUGGUUCGUGUGCGGCGUGGCCUUCGGCCUCGAGGCGCCCGCGGCGCUGCUGAGCGCUCGGCGCGCGGCUCGGUGCUGUCGCAGGCGCAGGCGGGCCGCCAUCCAGGACGACUCGGAGCCAGGGCCUGCCCCCGUGAGCGAUGGCGACGUCUGGCACCAGAGGCUAGUGCUGGGUCAGGUGACGUUAUCGGCUGGUAAGCUCUUCGUAAUCGCCACCCCCGACCGGCACGUGUACGCGGAGGACUACAGUGCAGGCUCGGCCGACGUCGCGGCCGUGAGGUGGGCGACGGCCUUCAACGUGCUGCCGGACGGCAUCCUUCCCGGGGACGUCUACCGCUUCCGGGCGGAGCCGACGGUGGCGCAGCGGGCCGCCUUCCUCGCCGCGGCGGUGCCCGAGGCCGCGGGCGAGUGCGCCGGGCUGGCCGCGGCCCAAGGCGUGGCGGCCCCGGCGGUGGACGCCCACUGCCUGCUGCCGGUCCCGGUGGGCGGACCCGCGGCCGGCGCGGGGGCUGCCGCGGUGGUGGCUGCUGCGGGCGCGCCCGCUGCUCCCGGAGCCGCGGCGCCCGCGCGUGUGCCGCCGCCUGUCGGGCCCCUGCAGGGGGUUGUGGCUGUUGGCGCGGCUGACGGACGUGGUGCUGCUCGCUGGGUCGCCGCCGAGUGCUUCGGCGGCUUCCGCGUGGGGGACGACGUGCCCCACCAGGCCGGAGCGGGCGCCAUCGGGGACAAGGACAUCCACCGGCUUGCGGACGGCUCGGGCCUCUUCGUGCAGUACUUGCGGCCGGCAGACGAGCAGGAGUUCUUCGACCGCAUCGUGGCCAGCGACGCCCGCAUCCUCCCGGUGCGCCGCAACAGGCUUGGGCGGCGGGAGCGCGCGUGGGCUGACAUGUGUGCCGCGGUGACGAAGGAGGACUUCGGCAAGGACUGGACGCUCGGUGGCGUCCGGACGGCGGGGUGGUGCCUGGAGCACAUCAACUCGGAGGGCGGCAGCUUGGACGCUCACCACGAUCGUUUUCGAUCGCUGUGCCGCCUGGAGCCCAACGCCUGGGGGGUGGCCGAGCACCUCCACCUCACGGCGGCGGUCAAGGCCGGCCUCCUCGUCGACCAGCUCGACGGCACGAAUCUGGUCAUGGUGGAGAUGCCGCUGAGGAGAAUGCAAACCAUUGAAUUCGCCCACCUCGAGCGGGCGAAGGAGGCGGAGUCGAAAGGGUACAGUGGCCGCCUCAGCCUCGAGGAGCAGCAGGCGUUCUCGGGGCUCAGCCGGGGCUCGGGGCAGCUGAUGAUCUGUCCGGAGCUCCUCGAUGUGGUUCGUGUCGACGUGGAGCGGGAGGCGCAGCUCAACAAGGCCCUCCGGAAGGGCCGCGAGGUGACUCCCGCAGAAGCUCUCCGGAAGCUUCGCGUGGCGAGCUGGUAUGAUGUGGACUCUGCCGUGCUCGGUUCCUAUAACCUCGCUAGCGUCUCGCUCCCCUCUGGCUCGCCAGCACCGGUGCCGCUCGAGGAUUUGUGGGGCGCGGGCGGGUCGGACAUGAUUAGGGACUUCGUCCAAAGCCGAUUGCUACCGUCUAGUGAGGUAGAUACUCGUUUGAAAAAUUCCCAGGUCGCGGUGCCGCAUAGUGAUCCUAAGCUGCGUCGGGUCGCGGCUUUUGAGGAGUUCAUCCGUGCAUUGCAGCAGCGAGGCACGGUGGAUUUCAGCUUCUCAUGCAAGGAAAGGGUUGAAGCAUUUUUCGUGCACAAGAAAUCCGGGAAGCUCCGGCUGGUAGCCUGGCAGGGCUGGAGCUCGGCGAGGGAGUAUUCUGGGGAGGACAAGGUGGCCCAGGUUUUGGGGUGCCAGAUCGACGGGUCCCGGGGCCGCGUGGGGUUAUCGCUGUUCUGGUCGUGCUAUGCCUUCGUCAGGAAGAAUUGCACCCAGGAAGAGCGUCUGUGGGCUUCGGUACGUGUCCUGGACAGCCCCGGCGACGUCUUCGGGUUCGGUCGGGUCAAGCGGGUCGUGGACUUCCCAGAGGUCCCGCGGGUUAUGAUCGAGCUGCAGUGGCCCGUCGUCGGUCGCUUCCCGUGGAGGCGCAAGGGGGAGAGUAUCGCCGUGUACGAGGCCAGGGCCACCCUGUACGGCUUUCGUCAUCUCCAUCGUUCGUCUCGGAACCUCGGGAAGCACGUGCUGGUCCUGGGGGACUCGCAGUCGACGGCCGGGGCGGUGACGCGGUUUCGGAGCGACAGCCGUGGCAUGAUGCGGGUCACCCAGGCGAUCGCGGCCCUCUCGCUCGCGACCGGUUCGGCCUUGCAUUAUCGAUGGUUGCCCUCGGAGUUGAACGUCGCGGACUCUCCUUCCCGAGGCCUCUGGGCUCCAGCUGCUCCGAGCCCGCUCGAUUUCUCCAAACAUGCUCCUGCGGGCCAGCCCCGCACCGACCUCGACCGGCGGGAGGCCACCCGUGGUGCCAUGACGGCGAACCUCUCUGCGCGGAGGAAGCGCCAGACGGUGGCCGACGUCGCGGCCCGGCGGAGGGCCUCUGCUGUCACAGUGGGCGGGCUCACGGUGCUCGAGAGCGCCUCGGUUCGGCCCCGGACGCGGCAGAAGUACCAGUCGCUGUUCGCCGAGUUCCUGGCGUGGCUCGCCGUCCCGGUGGCGACCUCCGAGGCGGGCGUCGACCAGCAGCUCGUGGGGUGGCUGGACGCGCUGUACCUGGGCGGCGAGAACCUGGGCUCGGCCCAGUGGGGCUUCGCGGCGGUGACGUUCUUCACGGGCCUCCAGAAGUCCGCGGGGGCCCUCAUGCCCAGGAGCCGGAGGGCCCUCCAGGGGUUCAGGCGCUGCUGCCCUCCCCAGUCGCGGCUUCCGCUGCCGCGCGAGGUGGUGGCCCUGAUCGCCAACGAGCUGGUCAGGUUGGGGAAGCUGCCCUUCGCGAUCGCGAUCGUCGUGAUCUUCGAGCUGUACCUUCGGCCAGGCGAGAUUCUCAACGUGAGGGUGGUGGACCUCAUACCCCCGGUGCCGGGCGUGGCGAGCGCCCCCUGCUGGGCCAUCGCGCUUCGCGCGCAGGAGGUCGGGAGGUCGUCAAAGACGAACGAGUUCGACGAGUCCAUGCGCCUGGACUUGGAGCGGCAUGCCCCUCUCGGUCCGGCGCUCAAGGCCCUCUGCCAGGGCCGGAGCCCGGGCUCGCCGAUCUUCGACUUCGCCCUGAAGGACCUGGUGACGGCGGUGUGCGGCGUCGUGCGGAGCCUCGAGCUGGACGAGUACCUCGGCGACGUCCACCUGCACCAGCUCAGGCACGGCGGCGCCUCGCACGACUCCGCCGGGGGCUUCAGGAGCCUGGAGGACGUGAGGCGCCGCGGGCGCUGGCGGUCGUGGGCUUCGGUCAGGCGCUACGAGAAGGGCAGCCGCAUCGGCCAGGUGCUGCUCAAGCUGCCCGAGGACCUCCGCGCCCACGCGCUGUCCUGCGAGCGCUCGAUGGCCUCCAUCGUCCGCUUCUUCCUCGAGGUCUUCUCGGGGUCAGGCCGGCUCGGCCAAGCGGUCGCGAGGGAGGGCGUGAACGUUCUUCUCUGGGACGUGGAGCUGGGUGCCGAUUACGAUCUUCGUCUGGCCCGGAACCGCGGCCUCAUCAGAGGAUGGAUCCGCUCAGGCAUCGUGAUUGGCGUCCACUUGGGAACGUCAAACUCGUCACCCAUGGGCCUCGACGACCUGAGCCCCGCCGACGCCGACAAGGUUCGCGUCGGCAACUUGUUAAUGUUUUUCUCCGUGGCGGUGAUGCGGGAUGCUAUGCUUUUGGGAAUACCAGCUACUCUUGAGAACCCCGCCCGGAGCCGCAUCUGGAUUUGCCCCGCCAUGCAGAGACUUCGAAAAUCCAACAAGAUCAAUUUCACCGUCACCGAUUUCUGCAUGUGGGGCGCCCAGCGGAGGAAGUCGACCAGUUUCCUCAGCACGGGGCUGUGCAUGGACGCCCUCGCCGAGGCUCGCUGUCUCGGCGCCGAGCGUGGCCUGUGCAAGCGCGCCGGCCAGCCGCGCAUCCCCAUCCAAGGGAACAACGACAAAGGUGUAUUCUGGUCCAAGAUCGCCGAGCCUUAUCCUCCUGAACUUUGUAAAGCCCUGGCUUCUAUCCACUGCAAUGCGUGGGCCUCGUCUAAAGCCGAGUUGUUCGACAAGAAGGUGUUUGCG
Prorocentrum cordatum is the source of this 4413-nucleotide messenger RNA. Lineage: Eukaryota; Dinophyceae; Prorocentrales; Prorocentraceae. The record is from the annotation of a GenBank genome assembly.